GCGAGGGCCGCUGUCGGUUCCCUCCGGAUUUUGUGCUAUGUCUUGCGUUUUCCGUUCAGGUAUUCAGUGACUGCGCCUUGUGCUGAUAGUGGAAUUUCUUUAAUCUCUACCUACCGGGAAUCGCAGAAGAGGACGCUGCGCCUACUUCAGGCGUCCACCCUGCAAGUUUUAAGAUGGACAGGACUUACACAAAGGAAGGAGUGGCAAGGACGACCUUCUCCACAAUAAACAUCUACAUAGGACUUCUUCUUGUGAUCAUUGUCCCACCUCGCUUGGUAAAUUCAGUGAACGACCCCGGAUCCACAACUGCCGCUGCCAACAAUAACGAUGGCCAUGUCUCUCAGGAAGUCGUGCCUGUGGCCAAUUACGGGGAUAAACUGGUCUAUAUAUCAAAUGACGAAGUUCAGUAUGUCGGGCCGCUAGAUUCGGCGCCAAGUUAUGACAGCAAUUCUUCGGUAUAUCAGGAAAGUCCAAAUCCGUGGAAGAUACUGACUUUGCUGAGCCUGGAAGGUGAGGUUGCAGACAGCCCUCAAAAUGCUGAUGGCAACGAGACCCUCUGGAAGAACACCGCGAAAGAGCUCCUCCAUCAAGGCCUCAUUGCUGAUGAAAUUUUACAGCAAAAGCUAAAGUCAUUGUUAAAUGAAACUGCUGCUGAGGGCUCGCAGUACUUCGUGGAUAAUGAAGCUCAAGUCGUUACGGCAGAAGAAGGAGGUUUGCCAGAAGGACUCGUUCAAAGCAUGGCACUGAUUGUUGUAGGGAGCCCUUGUCGGAGCGACUUUAAUCUGGGCUUUUUGCCUGCCCUUCUUUUUGUGGUACCAGAUGAGACUCCGGAUGCAGUUCUCCAAAUUAAGCAGAAGAUUGAAAACGACUGCAAAGAUCAUCCGCCAGGCUUUUCUCCAAAGGUCCGUAUUGAAAAAAAUAAUCCAUGGAGCAUAAAUGAUACCCUUCCAGCUGCUGGCUGGAGUAACAACACUUUCCUGAACAUGCUUGCUCAAACCCGCAUCGAAAGAGACAGAGUAAUCGUGCAAGCCGAUGUUGUGUUGGAUGUAGAGAAGGAGGCAGAAAAUUGUACAUUGGAACUGUGCACAACUACAACAGCAAGCCCAACAACUCUCACCAUAUCUUCAACCUAUGGUAAUACCUCUAAUGAAGACACCACAAUUACCACUGAAAAUACAACUCUCUCCAUAUCUUCAACCUUCAGUAGUGAAGAAAGCACUAUAACUACUGGAAACACAACAACAGGAAAUACAACUGAAGGGUCAACAACUCUCAACACAUCUUCAACUUUCAGUAGAAAUACAACUGAAGGGUCAACAACUCUCAACACAUCUUCAACUUUCAGUAGUGAAGAAAGCACUACAACUACUGGAAAUGUAACAACUGGAAAUACAACUGAAGGGCCAACAACUCUCACCACAUCUUCAACCUUCAGUAGUAACGAAAGCACUAUAACUACUGGAAACACAACAACAGGAAAUACACUGAAGGGCCAACAACUCUCACCACAUCUUCAACCUUCAGUAGUAACGAAAGCACUAUAA
This is a messenger RNA of Macrobrachium nipponense, 1544 nucleotides long. RefSeq lists its product as uncharacterized. The transcript is spliced from 10 exons. The record is from RefSeq and is a predicted model, not a curated record. Bases 174 to 1544 code for a protein of 456 amino acids. Lineage: Eukaryota; Metazoa; Arthropoda; Malacostraca; Decapoda; Palaemonidae.